CGAAAUCAUUUAUUUUAUUUUUCUAUGUUCUAUUAAUUUACAUAUAAUACUAAAAUUCCUUUCAUCAUUACCUUCUCCCUUUCCUUUCUACCAUUUUGGAAGAAAAAAUAAUGUCAAGGAAAGGAGAAGAAAAUGAAGGGGAUAUAAGGGCUCGAGGAAUAAUCAUAGAUCCUUUCAUUCCAGUUCCUUCCGUACCUUCUCAUUCUCCAGAAAUUCCUGAUCCAUCUUUGCCUAUACCUUCUGUUAUUCCGACGUCUGCUAGUCCUUUUAUUACAACAGCUCCUUUUAUUGCUCCCUCUCCAAUAACAUUAACUGAAAUAGUUACAAUAACUGAACAUAAUAAGAAUUUACCAGCUCUUUCAACAGUUACACCUAGAAGGGCUGCGACACAAACCUCAACUAUAACUAAAAACACCCAGAGAAAUACUAGUACUAUUAAUAUUGCCGCAAUUAUAUUAGGCAUCAUGAUUGGCUUUGUUAUCGUUGGUGGUAGUAUAGUAAUAUUGAUACAAAGGAAAUUUUCAAAAAAUAAAAAAGAUAAGAAAAAUCAAUCUCAACGUCCUUCAAUAGAUGAAAAUGUACAUAAUGAGGUUCCUGCCAUAGAAUUAUCGGAAAGAAUUCCAGAUGAUAAUCAUCAAAGAGGUUCAUUAAUAUAUUUUCGCCCUCAAUUUCCUCUUCCUCCACCUCGGCAUCCUCCACCUCAAAGUCCUUUACCUCAACAUCCUCCACAAAGUCCUUCAACAGCUUUAUAUAUGUCGUCUUCGACAUAUAAUACAAGACAUUAUUCAUAUGAACCUCCACUUUCAGAACAUUCUGCAGCAAUUCCAAAUUAUUAUCAAAAAUAUUCGCACUUACCACUUCCGACCGACACUGACGUCAUCUCUCCGGAUAGUGAGGAGAGUCAGAAUAAAUAACAUAAAAUAUUAAUAGAUAGUAGUUACCCAUUUCAGCAAAAAUAUGUCGAUAUUGGGAAUAAACUUAGAAUAAAU
Molecule: messenger RNA, 989 nt
Organism: Rhizophagus irregularis DAOM 181602=DAOM 197198
Lineage: Eukaryota; Fungi; Glomeromycota; Glomeromycetes; Glomerales; Glomeraceae
Source: RefSeq, a predicted model, not a curated record